Molecule: messenger RNA, 966 nt
Organism: Erythranthe guttata (spotted monkey flower)
Lineage: Eukaryota; Viridiplantae; Streptophyta; Magnoliopsida; Lamiales; Phrymaceae
Gene: RSZ22
Product: serine/arginine-rich 22
Molecular function (GO): RNA binding; zinc ion binding
Source: RefSeq, a predicted model, not a curated record
UAUUUUCAGGGAUCUUACUAACCAUCGCUCAUCAGCCGCUAGGGUUUUUCAAGCGUUCAGCUAGGGUUUCAGGCAUUUGUCGAGGAGCUCCGAUUCAAGAUGUCUAGGGUUUAUGUUGGAAAUCUAGAUCCGCGAGUUACUGAACGAGAGCUUGAGGACGAAUUUCGCGCGUUUGGAGUUAUCAGAAGUGUGUGGGUUGCUAGAAGACCCCCUGGUUAUGCUUUCAUUGAUUUUGAUGACCGAAGGGAUGCCCAAGAUGCCAUCAGAGACAUUGAUGGUAAAAAUGGCUGGAGAGUUGAGCUUUCACACAACUCUAGAGGUGGAAGUGGUGGUGGUGGCGGUGGCCGCGGUGGUGGUGGUGGUGGUCGUGGCGGACGUUCAGGUUCGGAUCUGAAAUGCUAUGAGUGUGGUGAGGCUGGCCAUUUUGCUCGUGAGUGCAGGAACAGGGGUGGCUCUGGUAGGCGUAGGAGUCGUAGCCCUCCUAGAUCAUAUCGCAGGAGCCCAAGUUAUGGCCGAAGGAGUUACAGUCCUCGUGGUGGUCGUUCUCCUCCUCCUCGACGCCGCAGCUUGUCCCCAAAGGGUCGCAGGUACAGCAAGUCAACUUUCCGUGGAAGAGAUGAAGUGCCAUAUGCCAAUGGAAAUGGAAUCAGGGAUAGAGUCGAUAGACGCAGGAGCAGGAGCUGAGCUGCGCUUGGAUCAAAUUAGUUGUACUCUUGAAUCUAUGCAGAACCUUUUCAAAUUAUGUUUACUCUGCUUGACUUAAUUACGACUGUGUAUGGGGGCCCUACGCCCUCGGCUCCAACUCGUGGAUUUGGUUGAGUGUCAUUACUAUUUCAGUAGUAAGUUUAUCAUUUUAUCCUUCUGAAUUUGCUUAUGAACCAUUCUGCUAAAAAAUAUGUAUAUGGGUUGAUGAUAUCUUCUAUUAGACAAGUUAUUAAGAAGAGUGCUAAAAGUUUAUGAUUUUGU